Molecule: messenger RNA, 1050 nt
Organism: Prunus persica (peach)
Lineage: Eukaryota; Viridiplantae; Streptophyta; Magnoliopsida; Rosales; Rosaceae
Exons: 1
Coding region: 1-1050 (349 amino acids)
Source: RefSeq, a predicted model, not a curated record
AUGUGUGCGGAAGACGUUGAGAAGCUUGUGAAUAACCGACUUCGAGACUUAAAGAUUGGAGGAAAUUUCGAAGAUGCACUACGCAUGGAGGUAGACCGAGCAAACUCCUCACCUUUCACGGCCGAAAUCGAGCAAGUUGCUCUCUCGAAAAGAUUCUCAACGCCCUCUUUCACAUGCUUCAAAGGGGAUUCCGAUCCUGAAAUCCAUCUGAAGCAUUUCAAGAGCCUUAUGAUCCUACACAAAACUGAAGACGCUCUAAUGUGCAAGGUGUUUGCAAUGACUUUGAGAGAAGCAGCUCAGGACUGGUUCCACACCCUGCCAUCCGGGUUGAUCAGUAGCUUCAAGGAGCUUGCUUAUGUCUUCACCAAAGAGUACACUUCUUAUCGGACAAUCAAGAAGAACCCUGACCAUCUGCUCAACUUGCACAAGAAGUCCGAUCAAUCCCUCCAAGACUACAUCAAGAGGUUCAAAGCGGAGAGGGCAAACAUUAUAGGAUGUGAUGACAAAAUUGGGUGCUCCGCAUUCAAGAGGGGGUUGCCAACUGAAUGUGAGCUGUAUCGCGAGCUGACCAUCUCCCCUUGCCAAACAUUGGUAGAAGUCUUCGCUACAGCAGAGCGCUACGCACUAGGGGACGACGACCAGAUCGCAGCAAAGAAGGCUGAUCAAGCAGCUGAGCAGGCAAGCCAAGAGAACAGCAAGCGCAGAUCACAGCCUCAAGAAGGUGCUCCCGCAGUGGAGAGCUACACCAAUUUCACUAUUCCGAUACACCAAAUCCUGGCCCAAGUAAAGGACAUGCCUUGGUUGAAGAAACCAUCGCCUUUAAAGGGAAACCCAACUAAGAAGGAUACCAGUAGAUACUGCACAUUCCAUGAAGGACACAGUCAUUACACAAACGACUGCUUCGCCUGGAAAAGGCACCUCGAAGAUCUAGUCAGAGACGGCCAUUACACAGAAUUCAUCGCAAUGGGGGCUAUCCAGCAAAUCAAGGAUUGUGACGUAGCUAACAAUGAGCCUCCACGAAAAAAGUCAUAUGGAUCAACACAAUCCUAG